GGGUCCUGAGUCGUGAUGUGAUAGGUCUGGAUUUCAGUGCAGUGCAGUCUCCUUCAGCUCGCCCUCCAACCGGUGACGCCUGGCUCGGCCGUGCGUUGUGAGAAACAUCUCUGAUAAAGUCACUUUAUUUUACCGCUAGCCCCAUCUCCUACUGAUACAAUGGCUGUGCCUCCCUGCUAUGCUGACCUGGGCAAGUCUGCCAAAGACAUCUUCAACAAAGGCUAUGGCUUUGGCUUGGUGAAGCUCGAUGUCAAGACGAAGUCAGCCAGUGGAGUGGAAUUCAAAACAUCUGGUUCCUCCAAUACUGAUACCAGCAAAGUUGCAGGCAGUCUGGAAACUAAAUACAAGAGGUCAGAAUACGGCCUGACGUUCACUGAGAAGUGGAACACUGACAACACCUUGGGAACAGAAAUCACUAUUGAAGAUCAGAUUGCCAAGGGACUGAAGUUGACUUUUGACACCACCUUCUCGCCAAACACUGGCAAGAAGAGUGGGAAAGUCAAGACUGCCUACAAGCGUGAGUACGUUAACUUGGGCUGUGAUGUUGACUUUGACUUCGCUGGCCCCACCAUCCAUGGAGCUGCUGUCGUUGGCUAUGAGGGGUGGCUCGCCGGUUACCAGAUGUCAUUUGACACUGCCAAAUCCAAGAUGACUCAGAAUAACUUUGCCAUUGGCUACAAGACAGGCGACUUUCAGUUGCAUACCAAUGUCAAUGACGGCGCAGAGUUCGGAGGCUCCAUCUACCAGAAAGUGAGCGACAAGCUGGAGACGGCAGUCAACCUGGCCUGGACCGCUGGCAGUAACAGCACACGCUUUGGUAUUGCAGCUAAAUACCAGCUUGACAAGGAUGCCUCCAUCAGUGCUAAAGUGAACAACAAUAGCCUUGUUGGUGUUGGGUACACCCAGACACUUAGACCAGGUGUGAAACUCACCCUGUCCGGUCUGGUUGACGGAAAGAACAUCAACGCAGGAGGCCACAAGCUGGGCCUGGGCUUGGAACUGGAAGCCUAAGUUUUCUUCAUACUGCAAGGGACUAGGGAAUAUCAGAAGAAUCUGGCCUUAAAUGUAUGUCCAACUCAAACCAGCAAGGGGGAUAUCUUUGGAGAGAUUGUUUCAAAGGCUACGACAACAAACUCUUAACUUGUUGAGUACCAAGCUUCCAAGUUGGUGCUUCUAUCAUUGGUAUAUUUUACCUUUGUUGCUUUUUACUUUGUAGUUGCAUCUAUUCAAGAGAAAGUUGGUGGCAUGUUAUUUAUAAAUUAUGUCAUUCUGCCUGACCAGUACUGCCAUAAUAAUGAAAUCCAAUACAAUCCCUUUGCUGUCAUCAUGUCUGUGUGGCUUUGUUGUGUUAAUCCCAGACACAUUUUUUUUUUCUGUGAGAACCUUCUGAUUUUUCAGCCGCAACUAUCUGAUAUUCCUUUGUCAUCUACAGUUUCAAAAUCAUAUUAAGUACUCAAUGCUUUUUUUUCUGCUAUUAUUUAAAUAUUGCUCACCCCUCCUGUUCAUGCACACAAGGACAUACAAAAGUUCUAAUAUUUUGUUUUGCGUCAGCCGUCAGGGUUUGUGAUGUUCUGUUAAAGCUCCCUUUAAACUGGGCAGUUUUUGGGUUGCUUCAGGUUGGGUCUGGAAGUAUGAGAGAAGCCUGUACACUUGGCCGACCAAGCAGAAUUACUUUUUGUUCAUUCUGUACUAAAAUACAGCGGGGUGACACACAUAAUUAAUUUUCAUAGUAAUGCCAAACUAUCAUUGUCUGGAAGAGGUGCAACUUGAAGUCGCUUCUGUGUAUUCAGAAAGUUCCUCCCUGUACUGUCAGUGACGGAGCCCACAGGAAGUGUUGGAGGUCCUUAUGUGUAUGUAUGAGUUUUCAAUAAAGUCUUUGAACUCCA
Messenger RNA from Scatophagus argus, 1886 nucleotides. It is a transcript of the gene vdac2, whose product is annotated as voltage-dependent anion channel 2. Gene Ontology annotation, molecular function: voltage-gated monoatomic anion channel activity. The record is from RefSeq and is a predicted model, not a curated record. Gene Ontology annotation, cellular component: mitochondrial outer membrane. Lineage: Eukaryota; Metazoa; Chordata; Actinopteri; Scatophagidae. Gene Ontology annotation, biological process: monoatomic anion transmembrane transport. Bases 160 to 1011 code for a protein of 283 amino acids. The transcript has 9 exons.